Pseudoliparis swirei is the source of this 2537-nucleotide messenger RNA. It is a transcript of the gene rexo2, whose product is annotated as small fragment nuclease. Gene Ontology annotation, molecular function: 3'-5'-RNA exonuclease activity; nucleic acid binding. The record is from RefSeq and is a predicted model, not a curated record. The transcript has 7 exons. NCBI's taxonomy places the organism in Eukaryota, Metazoa, Chordata, Actinopteri, Perciformes, Liparidae. Gene Ontology annotation, cellular component: mitochondrion. The coding region runs from base 24 to 833 and encodes 269 amino acids.
UUGAGAUCGGAAGCCGGCCUAGGAUGCCAUCGUGCUCGCAAACUUCGGCAUGUGGUCUUAUUAUUUUGGAUGUUCUCUGGAGACGGAGACUGCGUUCCCUUCCGCACAGCAAGGCGGCCUUUCAUUCAUACUGCAGUGGAGUUUUUUCCAAAUGUGUACCGUUUAGCCGUGAAAUAAACCCAUUCACUUCCAGACUCGGUUCAAGAGCUGACAUUCAGAUGUCUAGACAAAUACACAUGUCGUCCAUCGCCAUGUCUCAGAGGAUGGUUUGGGUGGACCUCGAGAUGACAGGGCUGGACAUUGAGAAGGACCAGAUCAUUGAGAUGGCCUGCAUUAUCACAGACUCUGACCUUAACAUUUUAGCUGAGGGUCCCAACUUGAUCAUCAACCAGCCAAAUAAGCUUCUUGAAGGAAUGUCUGAGUGGUGUAAAGAGCAUCAUGGAAAGUCAGGACUUACGCAGGCUGUAAAGGACAGUAAAAUCACCCUGGAACAAGCUGAGUAUGAGUUCCUGUCCUUUGUCAGACAGCACACCCCACCUGGACCGUGUCCCCUCGCCGGUAACUCUGUGCAUGCGGACAAGAGGUUCCUGGACAAGCACAUGCCACAGUUUAUGCAUCACCUUCACUACAGAAUCGUUGAUGUUAGCACCAUUAAGGAGCUUUGCAGACGGUGGUUUCCUGAGGAAUACAAAAUGGUGCCUCACAAGAAAGCAGCCCACAGAGCCUUGAAUGACAUCCAGGAGAGCAUUAAAGAGCUGCAGUACUACAGAGCCAACGUCUUUAAAGCCUCAGAGGAGAAGAAGCCCAAGAUUGUGGAAAACCGCGACUUUUGAAAGAGGCUAUGGAACAUUCAGUGUUUUUUCCCCCUUAUGUUAAGAAAGAAAUGUUCCCAUUCAAUUCAAUUUAUAUGCCUGUUUUCAUUGAUUUUAAUUUAUAUCUAGCCUCCCAAUGAUCCUUUGUUAAAGUAUUAGCCAUGAGUUAAAUGUAGAAGUUUCAUCAAGGGAAGUAAGAUUCAUAUAUAGAAGUUGUGAAUGUGUCAGGUUUUCAUUAAAAUUACAUGAAACUGAAAAAUGGGUUAAUCAAAUCAUGGAAGCAAUGUAUUCUUUCAGAAAAUCCACGUUUUAGUUAUUCUUGGCUGGAGAUGUCUGUUGGGAGCCUAAACGGUGAAAAUGCAGCCCUAAGCGUUCAGUUUGAAUGAAAACAUAAAACUGAAAUCUACUCUUCUUUUUUUUUUAUUUACUCAUUUUUUAUUUAGUUUUCAACAACAUAACAAUAUAUCUUUUCAUACAGUCAUUUUCAGUUGUAUGUCUUGGUACACAUGGUAUUCAGGUACAGUGUACAACACAGUGAGAACAACAAACAUCAAAUGGUGCUCACUCCAUGAAAUGAAAAGAGGGUAAUAAUGAAUAGUAGGGAUCAGGCCCGGGGUGGGUAAUCGGGAGAAUCGGGAGAGUUCCCGGUGGGCCGCUUCACUUCUGGGCCGGUCGAGAAUUUUAUCUGUUGACAUUUGUCACGUUAGUCCAUCUUCUCUUAAAGUGGGCUACACACGUUCAGCAUUCUGACACCGCAGCCUCUGCAUGGGUUGUACCAUGCGAGGAAGUUCACCCCUCCCAAAUAAUAGAGUUGGUUCAGUCCAUUAUGGAACCCAACCAACUCAAUUUGGGAGAGGAGAACUUCACCCCUCCAAAAUAGAGUUGGUUCGGUCCUUAGCCGUCUUUUCCAAAAAGUUUUCUUAGCUACGGAUAGCUGGGCCGGCCCGACCGCAACGAUACGCGUCAGGGAGGAUGGACGGGAGGAAGAGGUCAGGAGGGGCUGAAGAAGCCAGGUUGAAAAAAAGAAAGGCAUUGGGGGAGGAUGCUGCCAAAUGUGCCAAGCUUACAGAUUUAUUUUCAAGAGGACAAACACAAGUGGCAACUGGUAAAGAGAGACAAAGGCCUAAUGAUUAGCAACAUAACUAUUCGGCUAACGUAGCCUUGAUUAAUAUCAUUGGAGCGUUGUCAACCUAUUCCCAAGCAAAAUAUUAAAUUGAAUUAAAAUAUUAGCCUUUUUAUAUCACCCAAAAUAUGGCGAUCCAUAGACUUUGCAAAUAUUAUGCAAAUAUUGAUAUAUACUAUUGAUAUUGAUAUUGAAGUAUGCAGUAAUAUCACUCUUAAUUUUUCUUUGUAGCUUCGGAGCAGCAGAUAAGACAAAAGUUAUAUAUUCUAAGAAAGAGCAGGACAGUACUUGAUGAACCAAUAUGCAUUGUUUGCUCAGAAGUGGGUGUAGUAAAGGAGUAAAUCACCACUAUAUAAUACUCAUGCAGAAAAAUGAUAAUGACCAUGACAAUGACGGCCCCCAUGAGGUCUCACUCCAACAAAUCUGGCCUACUGCCUAAUCUGAGUCUGACACCCCUGCUACGCCCUUCUGCCUUUUUUAAUGUUGUGCAUAUUUUUUGUUAACUUCUCAUCUUAAGUGGAUUAUUAUUGUUGUAUUUAACCGUUACAUUAUUUGUUGGACCAUGGUAUUAAUAAAAGAACUACAGGAUAGUAAGAGCUGAA